AUGGCUACACCGCUCCUUCACUCAGUCUCAACCGAAUCCAAACACGCAUCCGUUCCGACACAAUACAUAUCACCUGCCGGUAAAUCACGUUUCGGGUGCCCUUUUGAUGAUCCCAAGGGCAGCAACGGUAUAAUGCUGGUGAUGGGAGUAAGCCUUGAUACAACUUGGGCUUUUACUGCUCACUUCUUAGCAACACAUAGCGGAAAUUAUGAUCAAUCAAGGCUGGCAGAGCUGAUCAGACUUGCCAAGGGUUGGAUCAAGGAAACUGUGAAUGAGAACCACCCUUUUGUCAUAAGAAAUGGAGCUGCUGUAGAUGCAGAUCCUGUAGCUGUCUCACGACAACUUGAGAGAGAAUUCACCCAACUUCACUUUGAUGAAGUUAUUGAAUUAAUACUUCCCAAACUGUCAACAAUCAAAAAGAAAUACCUCAAAGAAUUUGGAUUGAAGAAGGGGAUCUCUAGUCAAGGUCAUCUAUUCCAUCCUGAUCAUCACAAAGAUAGGAUCGAACAGCUCUACAAAGAUUGGAAGAAGAGCUGCAAGCCACUGGGAUAUUAUUUUAUUAAUUUAUGGGAUAAACUCUGGAGAGUAUUUAAGAGAAAUAAACUGGACUGA
Molecule: messenger RNA, 612 nt
Organism: Puccinia graminis f. sp. tritici CRL 75-36-700-3
Lineage: Eukaryota; Fungi; Basidiomycota; Pucciniomycetes; Pucciniales; Pucciniaceae
Exons: 8
Coding region: 1-612 (203 amino acids)
Source: RefSeq, a predicted model, not a curated record